Messenger RNA from Botrytis byssoidea, 3289 nucleotides. RefSeq lists its product as uncharacterized. The coding region runs from base 453 to 2882 and encodes 809 amino acids. The transcript has 2 exons. The record is from RefSeq and is a predicted model, not a curated record. Lineage: Eukaryota; Fungi; Ascomycota; Leotiomycetes; Helotiales; Sclerotiniaceae.
CAUACAGCAAGCAUAUACCGGUCUGUACAUACGAGGACCUCUUGAUUUUCUUUCCUCUCUUCCAUUUCUCGUCUUCUUUAUUAUCUACAUCUCUUACUCUCAUAUAUAUAUAUACAUAUGUGCAUUCAUAUCGAACUAUUGAAUUGCAUUCUCAUUCCUGAAUUUAUUGAACGAGCAUAGUCAAUUGCCAUCAAAUAUCAGAUCAUUAUCUCAUCCUUUCAUACCUCGUACAAGUCCUGCAUACGAUACGACAUCACAUCGGCAGAGACAAAGGAUUAAGGAACCACCACUUGUCCCCCGCCUCGUCACAACAUCAUCCCUCCAAAUCCACAUUAUUACAACAUAUAAAAGCUCUCUUCCACCCUAAAGUCUCCAAAAAUUACCUUGAGAUGUUCUUAUAACCAGACGAAAAGGAGCAAAUUCAAAAGGCUCCAUUCACACAUCCAUUUAUCAUGCCCAUAUUUCAAGAUGACCUCGCUGACGGCCGAGAGAUAUUGCCCAUUCAAAAAUCAAAAAUGUCAUCCGUUUCAAUGUCACCGCCGGAAAGAAGAACGAUCACGAGGAAAGAUAGUGAAGAAAGCAUUAGAACGGAAUUAUGUGAAGGUCCUGUACCAGAUACCCCCGAGGGAUCAAAGACUCUACCGACUUUAGGUUUGGAUACAAACUUCAAGAACUCAUACAGCGGAAUAUCGGAUAGAGGGGAUCUUAUUGAAAGGUUGAAAAGGGGCGAAAGUUCCAGUUGGUUCCCGAAUUUAAAUUUAAAGUCCCUACUUCAUGGCCAAAGUCCAGAAACUCCCAGUCGAAAGACCUCAAGUCAUUCGAAUUCAUCUUCCCUAUUACCAUCUCCCGAAAUAUCUAAUACGACCAGGCCCUCGUCAGUAGACAAACCUAGUUUACAAGCUGGUCUAGAGAUUGAACGACCAAGGUCCGCAUUACACAGUGGAAAUUUCACCGAAGGUCCUCAACAAACUAUAUCUGAUAGUCCUGCGCAGGAUAUGAAGAGAUUUGGCACAGUAAAUUUACCAUGGCUAGCUACAUCUCCACCGCGAAAUUUUACUCCCUUUCAACUCGAUCCUCGGUUCCCAUCAGUGGAUAAAGCUGAAGCAGAGUUAAGAACAAGAACUCGUGCACCAUCGCUAUCUUCUUCAUACUCUUCGAACUUUGUGUUGAAAGCACCAACAAGCCCUUUAGUACAAUCAGAAAGUAACGACGACUUAGAUUAUACGUCAAAUUUAAAUCCAAUAGACAUUUCUCCCGGGACACCUAAAACUAACUCAAGACGUCAUACUUUACAGGCUUCACAUUCAAUAUAUUCAAACAGUUUUAUACCAGGAUCAACCGCCUUUAACAAACCUUUACCGAGUCUUAGGAGAGACAAUACAUAUCCUUACCAAGCUCAUCAACCUCGGAGAUCUCUUGCCUCUAGCAUAACGCCCCACUCGACGUCUUCUCCGCAAACACCGAUUUUCUCGCGGUCAAGGAGACCUUCGUUUUCAGAUUUAUCACCUCUGCAUGCUUCGAUGGUGGGAUCAUAUGAAGAGAGUAUUCUUCGGGGACGAAUGUCUACUACACCUUCGAAACCACUCGAUUUUGUUGCUCAAAUAGGGGUGCUAGGGUUCGGAAAGUGCAAACCAAGUCUCAAAUGUCCACCUCAUGUGACCUUAUCAUUUCCGGCAGUAUUUUAUGCAUAUGAAUCCACAAGUCAUGGUCGGAGAGGGAAAUCUGAUGACGGGCCUAGUCCAUAUGUUGGCUGUAUUGAUUUAGAAAAUGGAUUGCCGAGCCCCGAGAAGGGAAAGGAUAAUCAAAAGAGGAGGAGAAAUGCUACGCUUGACAGAAUACAUAUGGAUGAUCUCGACACCAACCCAUCAAAUUCAGGACAAGCAUCAGAACGAGAGAUCCGUAGAGCAGGGAAACAAAAACGUCGGUCCACUUCUCCACGAGCACCCCCAGGUGGUAGCUAUCGCAUCCCCGAAAAAGGGCAGUUGCAAAUCAUCAUAAAGAAUCCUAACAAAACAGCUGUCAAAUUGUUUCUCGUCCCUUAUGAUCUCACCGGAAUGGAACCUGGCACCAAAACGUUUAUCCGUCAACGGAGCUACUCUGCUGGACCUAUUCUUGAUUCGGCACUCUCAUCUUCGCCUCAUCGAUCCGCACCCAUUAUUGAUCCACUCGCCGAGAGACCUACCCUCCGCUAUCUCGUUCAUAUCCAUAUUUGCUCACCAGCUCGAGGUCGCUAUUAUCUUUACAAAAGCAUACGAGUCGUCUUUGCCAAUCGUGUUCCAGAUGGUAAAGAAAAGCUUCACAACGAAAUCACAUUUCCAGAACCGAAAUUCACUACUUAUAAAGCAAUUCGCGAUUCGAGUUUCGGAGGUGCAGGUGCGGCAUUGGCGGCGGAAAAAGCAUUUCGGAGGAGAAGUUCUGGAUUUCCUUUGAGUAGAAAUAGGAAUUUCGAUUUUGGAGGUGAUGACAAUGCAUCAGAUAGGGGUGUGGUGAAUCCUAUUCCUUUUCAAUUCCCUGCGAAGAGGGGUAUGAUGGAUGGAGAUGGUGAUAUCGGACCAUUGGAUUUGGGAGCAAGUGAAUCAUUGAAUUCGGAGUAUUAUUCAAGACCGGGUACGGCGUUUGCAGGGGUAGAAAUGGAUGGUAUGAGGAGUGGGCUAGGGACAGGAUUAUAUGAGAAAUUGAAGAAAGGCGAUUUGGGUUAUGGCAGUGAUGGAUUCUCGCCAACGAGAGUCAACACUCCCGAUAUAGAUGGGAGACAAUCUCCCGCCGAAGGAUUAUUGGCAACAAGAUUGAGGGAAUUAGGUGUAGGGCUCUCGAUGAAGAUACCUGGAAAUGAGAGAGAAGAAGCGGUCCUUGAAUGCGAGGAGCUAGAGGGAGAUUCAUAGGCAUUAUUAGAAUUUGUGAAUAUCGUGAUUACAUUAGUUGGAGUAUUAACUAGCUGGAUUAGUCUAGGGCUGGCUUUUUGGGAUCUUGAUAUGUAGCAAUUUGUUAUUGUAUCGUAUCGCACUGCAUCGCAAGGCAUGGCAUCGCAUCGCGUGGGUAUAGGAAUCGUUUGGCGCAGUGUGGUUUUCUCGCAUGAAAUAAUUAGGAAUUUGGGGAUCUUGUAAUAGGAUUGGCUUUUAUAGAUGGAGGUGGGAUGGGAUUGGAGCUGAAUAUACUAUUAGUGCUACUUUAGAAAUAUUGGAAUUUAUGUGGUGAUUUGUUGGUGGAUAGUUUGGUGUAUGGAUGUAUGAAUGUAGGUGUGUAUUUUGGAUAGUAUAGUAAUACAGAAUUGAAAAAUUGGAAAAUUGAG